This is a messenger RNA of Ceutorhynchus assimilis (cabbage seed weevil), 381 nucleotides long. The record is from the annotation of a GenBank genome assembly. NCBI's taxonomy places the organism in Eukaryota, Metazoa, Arthropoda, Insecta, Coleoptera, Curculionidae.
AUGGAGACAGCUGAACAAAUGAACUUGUAUUCACUUACAAGAAUGGCACUAACCCUGGGGCCUGGUUUGGGAUUUUUUCUAGCCCUCUAUUCAUGUACCUUAAAGGAAAGAAAAGAUAUAUUUGACAAAGAACAUCGUAUAGAAGACACACCCUAUGCCAAAAUAAAAGACAGCUACGAUUUCAUAAUAGUCGGAGGAGGCAGUGCAGGAACAGUCCUGGCAAACAGACUAUCAGAAAAUCCAUAUUGGGACGUGUUACUUUUGGAAGCGGGACCUGACGAAAUUAGCCUUACCGAUAUGCCCAUUCUGUUUGCAGCAUUACAACAAACGCCAUUUGAUUGGCAAUAUAAAAGCCAGGGGAAAAAUACUGCCAAGCCAUGA